Hydractinia symbiolongicarpus is the source of this 3210-nucleotide messenger RNA. Its product is annotated as centromere protein F-like. NCBI's taxonomy places the organism in Eukaryota, Metazoa, Cnidaria, Hydrozoa, Anthoathecata, Hydractiniidae. The transcript has 4 exons. Gene Ontology annotation, biological process: regulation of G2/M transition of mitotic cell cycle; metaphase chromosome alignment; mitotic cell cycle. Gene Ontology annotation, molecular function: dynein complex binding; microtubule binding. Bases 631 to 3111 code for a protein of 826 amino acids. The record is from RefSeq and is a predicted model, not a curated record. Gene Ontology annotation, cellular component: spindle pole; nucleus; chromosome, centromeric region.
ACUUUAAUAUAAACCAAGUUUUUAUUUUAAUUUUUAAGGUUUUAAUUAUGCAAAACCUAUUAUUUUUAAAAGAUAGGAAUUUUAAAAUUUAAUAACAGCGAAAUUUAUACGUUUACUGACGGGUUAUGUUAGUUUGCUGCCAAUUUUUGUCAAACACGAAGUAUUUUUUGUCGCUUGAAGAAGAGAAAAAGAAAUAAAAAAAAGAUAUUUUAAAUCAGACUUCGACUGUCUAAUACCUUCAAAGACUUCUCUCUUGUACGGAUGCUCCAGCCUAGCAAGCGAUAAUUCCUGUGGCAGCCAAAAUCUAGGAAACUUAAUUGAAUGAGAAGCUACACUGUCAGGACUUUCUGAAGUCUAAUCGUUUUCUGAACUAGAAACAUACCAUAUGCGAUCCAUUCGUUGUAUAAUUUUGUUUUUAUUUUUGCUUUAAACCAUAUGCUCGUCUGAAGUACGUUACACACAAAACUUCUCGAAAAAAUAGGUAAAGCACCAAUCCUCCAAGUAGCAAUGCAAUGACACCAUUUCGAACGCCUAAAAUUCGAACAUUAUGUUUACUGUUUUUAUAAACAUGGCGGAUUCAAAACACUGACAAUUCUAUUUAUCCAUACAUAAGUUUUUUUAAAAAACAAGAUGAGUUGGUUGGCAGAAGAAUGGAAGGAGAAACUACCCACGGAUGCUUUGACAAAUAUUCAGACGAUGGAAAAUACGUUGGAAAAUUUACAUAAAGAUCUCUCGCAAUAUGAAUUUAAAAUUGAAUCUCUCGAAGCUUCUUUGGAAAAUUCAAAACAAAAGCUUGAAGAAAAAAUAAAGGAGAAUCAAACUCUUGAACGAGAAAAAUUCGAGUCUCAAAGCAAGCUAGAAGAAGAAAUUGCAAGAUGUAAUAAUUUAAGUACUAAUUUAAAACAGAAGGAAGAUAUAAUUCAUGAUUAUACCAGUCAAGUUUCACAGUUAAAAGAAAGAAUAGAUUUGCAGAAAGUAGAAAAAGAAAAACUAGAGAAUGAUUUAGAAAAUCUAAAAACUAAAUAUGGAAUGGACAGUGAGCAAGCAAAAGACGGGAAAAAUAGGUUAAACGAGGCACAUGAAAUUAGUAAACAACGGAUUGAUGAACUAAAACAUCAACUGGAAGAGGUCACCAAGGACAGGCGUUCAGAAGAAAUUGCUUACGAACAAAGAAUGCAAACUGCGUUCAAGAAAGAAAAGAAAUUAACGGAAAUGAAUGAGAAUCUUCAUAGACAAAUCUCUUCUCUACAAUUGCAGCACCAAGCUGUUGAAACAGAGAAGAAUAAAAUUGAAACACAACUCGAAGAACUUCAGGAAGAUAUUUAUAGAUUUGAGAGACAUCAAUCAAAUGAUGGAAAUAAAAUGCAGGAUAUCAUAAAGAAAAAGGAUUUUGAGAUUCAGGAUUUAAAAAAGAAAUUAACAUCAAUGGAAAGUCAAGGGCAUAUUGGAGCUUAUUUGGGUAUCGAUGUGAAAAAGAUCUGUUCUGAAACUCAACUUCGUGAAAACGAUCGACCAACGUUAAUACUUCAAAACAAAGCGCUUCAAGAGGAAGUUCGUCGGCUGACACACUUACUGAAAAGUCAUACAUCUGAAGACUGCAUGCAAUGUUUGGAGCCAGAAUUUAAAGUUGGUGAAAAAUAUCCCAACACUGCUAUACGUCAACAAAAUGAAGACAACUUUGAUUCUGGACUUGCGUUAAAAGCAGAUUCUAUACACGACACUGAUUGCAACAAAGAAGUGUUGAUUUCCAGAUUGGAACGUUCAUCCGCAAUCAUGCGUGACAAUAAUAAUGAGAAUAAUGAAGCGCAAAGCCCGUGUGUCGGAGAAGCAUGCGAAGACGUUGAUAAAGCGGAUCAAUUUCAACAUAGUUCAAAUUGCGCGCUAGGUGCACAAAAAUUAUUCGAAAGCAAUGCUGUUAUGAACUCUUACAAAAGCGAAAAUAAAAAAUUGAAACAAGAAAUACAUCAAAUGAAAGAUGUCUACGAAAACCAUAUGAAAAUUUGCGGACAUAACAAAUUGACAAGAAAAUCAGUUGAAAAAAUGACAACCGAGGAUGGACAAAAUAAUUUAGUUGAAGACCUUCAAAGGAAGCUAUCCGUGGAAGAGCAGACAAAAAAAGACCUAUUGAUGUGCCUUCAGGAACAAGAAUCAAAAUACAUGGUACUUGAAAAUAAGCUGAGUCUAAACGAAAACAUAUCUACUACAGCAGUAAACAAACUUGAAGAUUUGGUUGAUGUCAUUUUACAGCAACGAAGCAAUACUUACGAUACAGAGAACAUAAAACUUCCUCCAGAUAUUGAGCGAAUUUUGGCAGAGUUGAGAAAUAGUUUUGUUUCCAUGCAUGAAGAAAUAGUUGAAGGCAACGAGUUGACACGGGAGAGCAUCUGCAAGUCGACAGACACGAUUUUACACGCGUUACGUUACAAACACGAUAGUAAUGUAACAAAAGAACGCCUUAAAAAUAAUACAACACGCCAAGGUGGCAGCUAUUAUAAAAAUUGUAUUCCAAGAAAUGGUAUAGAAGAAUUAGAACAUGUUAAAGAAAGCAUUGAAGGUGUUCAACAAACAAUUUAUGAGUAUGGGUGUGAGAUAAGAAAAGUGGAAGAAGAAAGAAAUCGCUUACAAGAAGAAUUGAUACGUAUGGUUGAAAUGAUGAAAACAAAGGAUGAAGAAUAUGGACGUCUGUCAUGCUUAUACGAAGACGAGAAAAGAAAAGUGGAUGAAAAUGAUUCGUGUUAUCAUCGAGAAAUGCAAGCAAUCAAAACCGAGCAGUUAGAAAUUUAUCAAGAAUACCGCGAAAUGUGUGAUAACCUAAAAAAGAAAGAGAUAGAACUGUUGAAUAAAACCAAACAAAUGAAAUUGCUCAGCGCUGAAUGGCGAGAUAAAGAAGAUAAUUUCAACGAUAAAAUAUUACAGCUUCAACAAGAAUGUUCCACAGUCACUCAUCAAAAUCAAGAAUUACAAAAACAUUUGGAAGAGAAAUCGAUAGAGUGUGACUUACUUAUUUCAAGACUCGUCAACUCUGAAGAACAACUACAAACGAUUUUCAAUAACCUCUCACGAAUUGAAGAUAUGUUUUAUAAAGCUAAAACUGAAGGUCUUUACAACUGAAUUAAAUCUAUCUCUACUUUUUGACAGAUUAGGAAUAACGAUAGGAUUUAUAAAGAGUAGACAUUUAAGAUGAAACACUCAAUUUUACUGUGUGCAAAA